Molecule: messenger RNA, 1059 nt
Organism: Lentinula edodes (shiitake mushroom)
Lineage: Eukaryota; Fungi; Basidiomycota; Agaricomycetes; Agaricales; Omphalotaceae
Product: Clavaminate synthase-like protein
Exons: 6
Coding region: 1-1059 (352 amino acids)
Molecular function (GO): dioxygenase activity
Source: RefSeq, a predicted model, not a curated record
AUGCCCGUAACAGCCUAUCCUGAAUUCCCAACCAAUAUCCCGACCCAUCCGCUCUUGGUCAUCGACUAUGAAUUGGUCAAGAACGGCGAUGAGAAGGAGAAAGACGUGCUAUGGAAGGCUGCGACAACUUUGGGAUUUUGGUAUUUGAAGAAUCACGGAGCUGAAGAAUUUGUUGAGGACAUGUUCGACAUGGGAGCGGAAACGAUGGACCUGCCAAUGGAAGAAAAGAUGAAAUAUGAGCAAGGAGACGGAGGGUCUUCAUUCGGGUACAAGUACGCGGGCGCUAACGCCGUGGACGCCUCCGGUGAACCCGAUAAGAUCGAAUUCAUCAACAUCGCAAAAGACGACGCGCUAUCCUGGCCCAAACAAGCUCGACGAUCCUAUCCAUCCACCGUCAACAACCGCAUGGACUCCACCAUCGUUCCUUUCGUCAAGAAAUCGGUAGAGAUUAAUGAUAUGAUCUUAAACGUCUUUAACACCAAGCUCGGGUUACCCGAAGGUACAUUGAACAAACUCCAUUCGACGGAGGAAUAUAGUGCGAGUGAGGCAAGGACAAUCAAAGCACCGAAAAAUCUGCCUAUUGGAAGACAGGCGCUCGGAGCUCAUACCGAUUUUGGGAGUUUGAGCUUUUUGCAUAACCGGCUUGGAGGAUUGCAAGUUCUACCCCCUGGUGUGGAUGAGUGGCAAUACGUUAAGCCAUUGCCCGGUCAUGCUAUUUGUAACGUUGGUGACGCUUUGGCCUUGUUGAGUGGUGGAAUACUUCAUUCAAACAUUCAUCGAGUUUAUCCGCCUCCCGGAGCCCAAGUAGGUUUUGAGCGCUGGUCUCAGGUGUUCUUCACCCGCCCCGGGAACUCCGUCGUACUUCGGCCUUUGUCAGACCACAGCCCUGCUAUAGCUGAAGCUGUCAGCAAACUGACAGAGCAACAAAGAAACGUUCUCAGUCCUGGUGUAACAGCCGUCGAUUGGUUCAACAGGAGGAUCAAGAACCAGAGGGUGAAGAAUAGGGCGGGACCGGAAACAUGGCUGGCCAGUAGGGGAACGGAGCAAGGUCGGGUUUGA